AUGGUACUCUCCGUCCUCGUUGCAAUCAUCUCAGCACCCGCUCUUCUCGGAACACAAGAGGCAAUCCGACAAUCGCAGGCCAAAGAGAAGAGAGAGGAACAUCGAGCCCGGCGAUGCAAUCUCAUCGCAACUUGCGUCAAGUCGUCACUGCGAAGUCGCGAAAUCAAUGGUCGUCCGCUUGUCCUGCGGAACGGUAAGAUCUACAUCGACACCGGCACCAGCGAUGGCAGUCCGUUCGGCCAUGCCUACGCGGGAUACUACCUUCCCUACCCGGACACCAAAUACGAAGGCCUGGUGACGACGAUAACCGACGAAGCACCCAUAAUGAACUGGGUGUACGUCGACCGGGAGACGUGCGAGCUCAAGUACGGCGUGCGCGCGAAUGCGCAACCCAACCUUACUGGGCCCUUUGAUUGCACUCGACAGGACAGGCGCCUGACGUUCGAUGGCUGGGAAGGUUUCUGCGCAGUGGAAGAGUUCCCAACGUUGUGGGCCGUUUACUUCGACUUGGACGAUGAUGGGCUGCGUGGGAAGGUGCCAGAGGGGACUCGCGUUCUCGACAUCGAACUCUCGCGAAAAGAGAAGAGAUGGAAGAAGGAAUCGGAGAGUAGACAGCAGGACCAGACGACAAAAAGGGAGGUCGAUACGAAGACUGACGCACCUCACGAUAAACCUAUUACAGUAACGCCGCAGUUGAAUCCCCCUGGUGCAGGUGCAGAAGUCAAUGUAGAACCUCCAGCGCCUUUCCCAUUGCCAAAGACCAUAUUUCCGGAUUCUGCUCCGCUGCCCAUGCCAGUGCCAGACUCGGAGGAUGCUGCACAAGCUCGGCCCGUAGCUCGAACCCCUUCGCCAGGUGCAACCAAACAGCAAUCGCCUCCCUCUGCGGAAAGAAAAAGCAGAUCUUCUUCCACCACCACCACCCCAAAGCUGAAUCGAAGCAGUGGCUCGAGAGCCCUCGCGCAAGCCCAGAAAUUUGAAGCCAUGAGCCAGGCAGAGCCGCCUCCGCUCCUCCGGACCGCGAAAUCAUUCAACAGGCGCGAGAGCAGCAACAACUCUGACUCUGCGUCCAACUACUCAGAAAGCGGGACGACAGACAUCAUCGGUGCGUAUGCUCGACCUUACUCUGCCGUCGUACCCGCAGCAGCGGCAACGCUGGACAAACCGAUCAAAGCGUCGGACCCAGCGAUAUUUGGAGCAUCGACAGGCAAAUCUCCUCCGAGAGCUUCGGUGGCAAAGGAGGUGUCAUCAUCUACAAGAGACAAGAAGGCCGUGGUGGCGGAUGAGACGAUGCGAAAACGGCCCACUCCCUCUGUUCAGACCUCCAGACCGCGAAAAGAGUCGCUGCCACCAGUACCCAACCCUACCAGCAGAAGUUCGUCCCGAAACACGUCAUCGCCCGUUGACCGUCGAACAGCAUCCAUGGACCGUACCCGUCCCCUAGAAAGACGCCCCACAGUCUCGAGAGAAGCACUUGCUCGCAGUUCGCCCAGGCCAGUACGCGAUACAUCGAGUUCAAGAAGGGUUCCUCCAGCAUCGUCAUCACCGUCACCGUCAGCAUCGUUGACACGAGAACGAGGUGCCUCGACCUCUUCAACAAGAAGCAAUGAUGCGAGAUCGUUGCCAAAGCCUCUCAGUCGCACAAAUACGACUCCUGUUCCAGGAAAGAGAUCCAUGGCAGGUAUGACAAUGACGUCGGGAUCUAUGACAUCCAUGUCUAGACAGAUGGCCCCGCCGAUAGUGCCAGGUCGUGAUCGCACCAACUCGAGUUUGUACCGCGAGAUUGAUGAUAUUUUGAAGCCUGGAUCUAUUGGCGAUGGAGGUAGCAGGAGUUCACAGCGCGAGGAGCGGAAGGAUAGCAGAGGAAACGAGCGGGAUCGGCCGCAACCUUUGCUACGUAGGGCACAGACUUCGAAGGCGCUGCCGCCAACGACGAGAGGGAGGGGGAGUGUGGGUGAAAGGGACGGGAGGUCUAGAAGGUCGGUGGAGAAGAAACCACCGGGGGUGUUUUGA
Molecule: messenger RNA, 2010 nt
Organism: Aaosphaeria arxii CBS 175.79
Lineage: Eukaryota; Fungi; Ascomycota; Dothideomycetes; Pleosporales
Exons: 3
Coding region: 1-2010 (669 amino acids)
Source: RefSeq, a predicted model, not a curated record